AUGCCGUUAGCUCCUCCACCACACCGCUCACCCCCACCUCUGCUGCAGUCAGUUCUGCAGCCCCCAGGUGUGACCCUGCCUGCUCCGGGGUGCCCCAGCCCAAGGAGAAUCACCAUUCACAGGGAUGCCCUACGGGGAUGGGUGGUUCUACAGAGGGAUGGGAAGCUAAAGGCACAGAGAUCUUGCACAAGCAAAUCUGGCUUCACGCAACAGGAACAUUUUUGCAUGUGUGCAACCUGGCUUCGACUUCUUGAUGAUGUGGUCUCUGGAAGCAGUGUUAAUGUGCUUGUUAUAUCCCUGCCUGCUGGAAUUACCUUAAUAUCAAGGUAUUCAUGGUUGGAGGUUUGGACUGAAGCAGUGAGAAUGGAAACCACAAAGAUUAAUAUGUCCCGCGUCCCACUGGUUAACGGAGGCAUCGACACUGCCAUGCUCAAGGCACACAAACCCCGUGUGAUGUCCAAAAGCGGUCACAGCAAUGUGCGGAUAGACAAAGUUGAUGGCAUUUACCUACUCUACCUUCAAGAUUUGUGGACUACAGUUAUAGACAUGAAGUGGAGGUACAAACUCACCUUAUUUGCUGCUACUUUUGUUAUGACCUGGUUCCUCUUUGGAGUUAUCUACUAUGCCAUUGCAUUCCUUCAUGGUGAUUUAGAAAUAAAUAAGUUCACCCCAAAGCGUGAGCCAUGUGUCAAGAAUGUAGACUCUCUGACUGGGGCAUUCCUCUUCUCCCUGGAGUCACAGACGACCAUUGGCUAUGGAUUUCGUUUCAUUACAGAGGAGUGUCCUCAUGCCAUUUUCUUACUUGUAGCCCAACUGGUCAUCACCACCUUGAUUGAAAUCUUCAUCACAGGUACCUUUCUGGCCAAAAUUGCAAGACCUAAAAAAAGGGCAGAGACCAUUAAAUUCAGUCACUGCGCUGUCAUUACUAAACACAACGGAGAACUCUGCCUGGUGAUCAGAGUAGCAAAUAUGAGGAAGAGCCUUCUGAUACAGUGUCAGCUGUCUGGGAAGCUCCUUCAGACGUAUGAAACAACUUCAGAGAGUCCAUUUCUCAUUUUGCCUUUAACCUUCUACCAUAUCUUGGAUGAAAGCAGCCCUUUGAGAGAUCUCACACCUCAAAAUCUGAAGGAGAAGGACUUCGAGCUUGUGGUGCUCCUGAACGCCACGGUGGAGUCCACCAGUGCUGUCUGUCAAAGCAGGACUUCCUACAUCCCUGAGGAGAUUCACUGGGGCUAUGAGUUCGUGCCUGUGGUUUCUCUCUCUCCAAAUGGAAAAUACGUUGCGGAUUUCAGUCAGUUUGAGAAGAUUAGGAGAAGCACAGAUUCCACUUUUUAUAGUAUGGACUCUGAAAAACAAAAACUAGAGGAGAAAUACAGGCAGGAGGAUCAAAGAGAGAGGGAACUGAGAACGAUGUUGUUACAGCAGAGCAAUGUUUGA
Molecule: messenger RNA, 1437 nt
Organism: Egretta garzetta (little egret)
Lineage: Eukaryota; Metazoa; Chordata; Aves; Pelecaniformes; Ardeidae
Gene: KCNJ15
Product: potassium inwardly rectifying channel subfamily J member 15
Biological process (GO): potassium ion import across plasma membrane; regulation of monoatomic ion transmembrane transport
Cellular component (GO): plasma membrane
Molecular function (GO): inward rectifier potassium channel activity
Source: RefSeq, a predicted model, not a curated record